Ostertagia ostertagi is the source of this 482-nucleotide messenger RNA. The record is from the annotation of a GenBank genome assembly. NCBI's taxonomy places the organism in Eukaryota, Metazoa, Nematoda, Chromadorea, Rhabditida, Trichostrongylidae.
AUGAUCCUGGCGGCGGGACGCGGCGAGCGCAUGCGGCCGCUGACCGAUUCGAUUCCCAAGCCACUCAUUCCCGUGGCCGGUCGUUCGAUGCUGGAGCGCACGAUGGACCGGCUGCACCACAGCGGCGUGCAGAAUGUCGUCGUCAACGUGCACCACCUGGGCAACCAGAUCGCCGAGCGAAUCGGCAGCCGCGCCCGCAUCAUUCGUGAGGACAGGCUGCUGGAAACCGGCGGCAGCGUCCGCAACGCGCUGCCCCUGCUCGGCAAUGCGCCGUUCUUCGUGCUGAACGGCGACGGGCUGUGGCGUGACGGGCCGGAAGCGAUGCUGGGUCGCCUUGCCGGGAAGUGGGAUCCCAACCGCAUGGAUGCGCUGCUGCUGCUGCAUCCGCUGGCGAAGGCCAUAGGCCGCGAGGAAAAGGACCGCGGCGACUAUUAUCUCGAACCCGACGGCCGGGCUCGCCAUCGCGGCACGGCCGAGACCGC